This is a messenger RNA of Puccinia graminis f. sp. tritici CRL 75-36-700-3, 409 nucleotides long. RefSeq lists its product as uncharacterized. NCBI's taxonomy places the organism in Eukaryota, Fungi, Basidiomycota, Pucciniomycetes, Pucciniales, Pucciniaceae. The transcript has a single exon. Bases 65 to 409 code for a protein of 114 amino acids. The record is from RefSeq and is a predicted model, not a curated record.
CGUUCUACUGAUAUUCCUCAUCAAAACCCGACCAUUCACGUGUUACCUGCUGUCUAUUUACGCGAUGUUAAAAAAUCGAGUUAGACUGCUGACACACUUGAUACUCAUUACCACUCUAGGCAGAGAGAAUCUUUGGACGAUUGCGGUUGGAGGCCCGUCUCUCGAGCCUGCGACCAUCCAAGGAUACCAGAGGAAGAGCAUCUGUGCUGCAGAGAAGAAAGGGAAAGAAAUUUUCACAGAAGAAAUUCCCAGCCAAACCGAACCAAGCCUUGCAGCUUCCAUCACUGGUGCGCCAUCCACAUCAUCACCUGGUAACGAAUCUACGGCGAUUAACGUUGAGGAAAAAGACGGAAAGCAGCGCGACUUGGGAGCUGAUCAAGACACAGAAGUUGAAAAAUUAAAAACGUGA